This is a messenger RNA of Brassica oleracea var. oleracea, 1458 nucleotides long. RefSeq names its product serine/threonine-protein phosphatase PP1 isozyme 3. Lineage: Eukaryota; Viridiplantae; Streptophyta; Magnoliopsida; Brassicales; Brassicaceae. The record is from RefSeq and is a predicted model, not a curated record. Gene Ontology annotation, cellular component: nucleus; cytoplasm. The transcript is spliced from 4 exons. Gene Ontology annotation, molecular function: protein serine/threonine phosphatase activity. Bases 229 to 1194 code for a protein of 321 amino acids.
UCAAAAGACAAAGCCGUCGCUUCCGGUUUACACGAGCCGCACGAGUGCUUCGAUUAAAGCCGAUUCCGUCUAGGUCUCCGUCUUCUCACCCUUCACAAAACUCAAUUCUCUCUCUCUCCUCUCUGCGUCUAUUGAUCGGAGACGUUGUGAUCAUCAGAACCGGAGGUCGGUAACAGAAAACUCUUCAUCUCAUCCGGUUAUCGGAAUCGGAGGGUUUUUGGUCAUUUGAUGGAAGAUAGUGUGGUGGAUGAUGUGAUAAAGAGGUUAUUGGGGGCCAAACAAGGGAAGACGACGAAGCAGGUGCAGUUGACGGAGGACGAGAUCAAACAUCUCUGUUCCACCGCCAAGCAAAUCUUUCUCAGUCAACCUAAUCUCCUCGAACUCGAGGCUCCCAUCAAGAUUUGUGGAGAUACUCAUGGUCAGUUCUCAGAUCUCUUGAGGUUGUUUGAGUACGGUGGCUACCCACCUGCUGCGAACUAUCUGUUCCUUGGGGACUAUGUAGACCGCGGUAAGCAGAGUGUCGAGACCAUUUGCCUCCUCCUCGCAUACAAGAUCAAAUACAAAGAGAACUUCUUUCUCCUGCGUGGGAACCAUGAGUGUGCUUCUAUAAACCGUAUCUACGGAUUCUAUGACGAGUGCAAGAAGAGGUACAGCGUUAAAGUGUGGAAGAUAUUCACUGAUUGUUUUAACUGUCUCCCUGUUGCUGCUCUUAUCGAUGAAAAGAUUCUCUGUAUGCACGGUGGGCUAUCGCCUGAGUUGAAGCAUUUGGAUGAGAUCAGGAACAUUGCUCGUCCCGUUGAUAUUCCUGAUCAUGGACUGCUGUGUGAUUUGUUGUGGUCUGAUCCGGAUAAGGACAUUGAAGGGUGGGGAGAGAAUGACAGGGGAGUUUCUUACACCUUUGGGGUUGAUAAGGUUGAGGAGUUUCUUCAAAAGCAUGACCUUGACUUAAUCUGCAGAGCUCAUCAGGUUGUGGAAGAUGGGUAUGAGUUCUUUGCAAAUAGGCAGCUAGUUACGAUAUUCUCGGCUCCAAACUACUGUGGAGAGUUUGACAACGCAGGUGCGAUGAUGAGUGUGGAUGAUUCCCUGACAUGCUCUUUUCAAAUCCUUAAAGCGUCUGAAAAGAAAGGAAACUUCGGGUUUGGCAAGAAUGGCAGGCGAGGAACCCCACCUCGCAAGGGUGGUGGAAAAGGCUGAAGACAAAAUAAAUCAUGUUUCUUGGCUCAAGACACUUUGCUUGAGCUGAAUGUUAUUAUCAUCAAACAGUCGUCUUCUUCUGCUCUGGAUCACUUAUGGCAAAGGGGGUAUUCCUAUCUUUUCCCUCACGGAGUGAAUAUGAAAUAUCUGACUAUAAAUCUUUUGUAUCUUUGAGUGAAUCUUUAGAUAUUCUGUGAGAUACACUUUGUGUUAUUUUUUUUUUUUGCUAAAACAUUUAAUGAAAACCCUGAUGUUCUCCUCUGA